CAGCAUCCUCUGGCCCCGCAGAAGCAGCUGACAUGCCUGUCUCCAAGUGCCCACAUAAGUCGGAGCCCCUGUGGAAGGGAUGGGACCGGAAGGCCCAGAAGAAUGGACUGAGGCACCAGGUGUAUGCUGUCAAUGGCGACCGCUAUGUGGGUGAGUGGAAGGACAACAUGAAACACGGGAAAGGAACGCAGAUCUGGAAGAAGAAAGGAGCCAUCUAUGAGGGGGACUGGAAGUUUGGGAAGCGAGAUGGCUAUGGCACCCUCAGCCUUCCUGACCAAGAGACGGGAAGGCACAGGAGAGUAUACUCGGGCUGGUGGAAGGGCGAUAAGAAAUCGGGCUAUGGGAUGCAGUUUUUCGGACCCAAGGAGUAUUACGAGGGUGAGUGGUGUGGCAACCAGCGCAGCGGGUGGGGCCGCAUGUACUACAGCAAUGGCGACAUCUACGAGGGCCAGUGGUGCAACGACAAGCCAGAAGGGGAGGGCAUGUUGCGCCUGAAGAAUGGAAACCGCUACGAGGGCUCCUGGCAGAGAGGCAUGAAGAACGGCCCGGGACGUUUCUUCCACCUGAACCACGGUCAGCUGUUUGAAGGCUUCUGGGUGGACAACGUGGCCAAGUGUGGCACGAUGAUUGACUUUGGCCGUGAUGAGGCCCCUGAGCCCACCCAGUUCCCCAUUCCUAAGGUCAAAAUUCUCGACCCCGAUGGUGUGCUGGAAGCAGCUUUGGCCAUGUUCAAGAAGACAGAGGAGGAAGAAGAGGAAUGACGCCAGAGAACACCAGAGCUUGGAAGAAAUUCAAGCCCACAUCACCCAACUGCUCAGACCGGUGCGGCUCCUGGAGGAGCCAGUGGUGACUCUGGGCGCAGCCUGGCACCCUCAAAGGGCACGCACUCCUUCCAGCACUGGAUUGUUCUUCACCCACAGGGGCCAGUGCUUCUCUCCCCGGCUGGCCUCGGGGACCCUCUCAUUACAGCCUUCAUUCUAGGACCCCAUCUCUGAGUGUACGAGAAUAAAGGAGAAUCU
Molecule: messenger RNA, 1019 nt
Organism: Diceros bicornis minor
Lineage: Eukaryota; Metazoa; Chordata; Mammalia; Perissodactyla; Rhinocerotidae
Gene: MORN3
Product: MORN repeat containing 3
Exons: 6
Coding region: 33-761 (242 amino acids)
Source: RefSeq, a predicted model, not a curated record